Messenger RNA from Vespa crabro (European hornet), 2398 nucleotides. Its product is annotated as acyl-CoA Delta-9 desaturase. Gene Ontology annotation, biological process: unsaturated fatty acid biosynthetic process. Gene Ontology annotation, molecular function: stearoyl-CoA 9-desaturase activity; iron ion binding. Gene Ontology annotation, cellular component: endoplasmic reticulum membrane. The transcript is spliced from 6 exons. NCBI's taxonomy places the organism in Eukaryota, Metazoa, Arthropoda, Insecta, Hymenoptera, Vespidae. Bases 828 to 1955 code for a protein of 375 amino acids. The record is from RefSeq and is a predicted model, not a curated record.
UGUCGAGUGCUUUGAAAAUGGAAAUGAAAAGUCUACGAUCAUUUAAACGUAUCAGAAAUUUAAGAAAUCAAACGAUAUUCAAAGAAGACAUAUAUAAAACAUAACGAUGCGCGUAAAGAAUAAUAAAUAGAUACAUGAUUCAUAAGUAACGAUUGCGAGAUAUUUUCAUAUUAUGAAGUCCUAUGUGGACACUGGUUAUGCAGUCACAAGGUUACUUUGUUUUUUUUUCUUUUUUCUUUGUAAAGGUAUUUUUCUUUUUAUUAUUAUUUAAUCCUCGUGCGCGAUAGUAACGAAGAGAAACGUUGAUUUACUGAUCGAUGGAGACAUUCAGAGGAUAAAAGGGGAUAAAUGACGCAUGGUUCAUCAAACAGUAUUUGAUCUACCUGAAAAACAAUUAACUUCGAUGGAUCAUCGAUCAAAGACUUGAAUUAAAUCGUCAUCUUCGCGAGGGAGGUAGAGAAAGGUGACAAAGAUGCAAAACGCAUGCAACGUUAUUUUGAUCAUACAUUAAAAAAGAAAUUAAAAAGGAGAGAGAAAGAGAGAGAGAGAGAGAGAGAGAGAGAGAGAGAGAGAGAGAGAAAGAGAGAGUAUCUGUACGUGUAUACGUGUACAUCUAGAAGUGACGUAUACACACGUACUUCUAAUAAAUUCGAAAUUCAAGAAAAUAAAUUGAUAAGAAAGAAACUUUGCGAGUACAUAAAAAGAGAGAGACGUGAUAGAUAGAAGGAAGAUAAAAAGAAGGAAAAUAAAGAGAGAAAGAGAGAGAGAAAGGAGAGAGAGAGAGAGAGAGAGAGAGAGAGAGAGAGAGAAAGAGAGAAUUGUUGGGUAUGUGCCCUGAUAAGGAAAGAGUAUUAACUAUGAGGUGUGCCGUCAAUGAAAAAGCUGCUUAUGAAGAAGUUGAUCCUUCUUCGAUGAAAAAAAUGGAGGAGUCGAGGAUUAAAGAAGUCAAGAUAGAUCGAAUGUCUCCAUCAGAGGAUUCUUCUUUGAGUGACCGGAUUCAGUACGUUCCAAAAAUCAAGUGGUUGGAUCUUUCUGCGCAAAUAUUCAUACAUGGAGGUUGUCUUUAUGGAUUCUACCUCAUGUUCACACAGGCGAAAUUUGUGACGUCUUUGUGGGCUUUCAUAGUGAUAUACACUUCCGGUUUUGGCAUAACAGCGGGAGCUCACAGAUUAUGGUCUCACAGGGCGUACAAAGCGAAGUGGCCAUUGCGAUUAAUUCUAGUCUUCCUUUUCACGAUAACUGGUCAAAAGCACGUUUACGCGUGGGCAUUGGACCAUAGGGUGCACCACAAAUAUAGCGAGACCGAUGCCGAUCCACAUAACGCAAAAAGAGGUUUUUUCUUCGCUCAUGUAGGAUGGCUUUUUACAACACCUCAUCCAGACGUUGUGGCUAAACGCAAAGUCGUUGAUAUGAGUGAUCUUGAGGCCGAUCCGAUAGUGAUGUGGCAAAAGAGAUUUUACAUACCUCUAUUUGCUCUUUUGACCAUUGGAUUACCGGUCGCGGUACCUUAUUACCUUUGGUCUGAAACAUUCUGGACAUCUUUCUGGGUUAGUUUUAAUUUCCGAUUUUGCGUAACGCUCAAUAUAGCUUUCUUCGUUAAUAGUGUCGCACACAUGUGGGGUCAGAAACCUUAUGAUAAGAAUAUCUCACCAGUCGAGAAUAUAGCGGUUUCCAUAGCAGCGCUUGGAGAAGGCUGGCACAAUUACCAUCAUGUUUUUCCAUGGGAUUACAAGACCGGAGAACUCGGUGAUUAUUCUUUCAAUAUAACGACUGGAUUCAUCGAUGCUUUCGCUCGUAUUGGUUGGGCUUAUGAUCGGAAAUACGUCUCGCCAGAAAUGAUACGGCGAAGGGCAAAUAAAUCUGGUGAUGGUAGUUACGUUUGGGGUUAUGGAGAUGUGGACAUCCCUAAAGAAGAUCUUCAAGAAUUAGAAACGAUGGAUAAAAAAAUUUUAUAAACAAUUAGUUCCUUUUUUAUUAUAUUAAUACGCCGGUACAAAAUACAGCAGAAUCUUUGUCGUCAUUCUUAUUAUCCUGCCGUCUUUUUUAUAUUUUCUAAAAAAGUAAAAGUAUCUUAGAUUUAUAUAAAAAUUUUAUAAUCGUGGAAUAACAAAGAAGACGUUCUUGUGUUAUUAAUUGAAAGCAUAAAUGUAAUUUCGUACAAUGAAAUAUAAGAGUAUAAUGAUGAGGUAAAAAGAAACAAAGAAAAACAAAAAAGCUAUUUUUACGCUCUUUCGUUUUUUUUUCGUAUGUUUAAUACAUAUGUAUUUUCACGUGGUUGCAUAAAAAUACGUUAAUUUUAAUAAAGUAUUAUUAAUUUUUGUUGUUGUUUCCGAUUGUAUGGAUACACAUUUUGAAAUAGAAAUGCAACAAAUGUUAUGUUACUUUUGUUGAAAAAAUA